AAUCAAUCAAUCAAUCAAUCAAUCCAAUCCAAUCCACUCAUCGUGCCGUCUCACAUCAUCUCACCUUCAUUACUACCACUUUCAUUUCGAUUCAUUUCUGUCAACUACUACUACUAUACAGAAAUCAACACACAAUACUUUCCUUCCUUCCUUUUUUUUUUUUGAGUUUGAUUUCACCACUUUACAACCAUUUACAACCACAUCAAUCAAUCAAUCCAUCCAUCAUAGUCUUUCCUUAACCUCCCAUAUAACUCCAUAUAACCAAUGUCCCAUAUAAUACAUCGACAGUUAAGUCGUAUAGUAGGUCUAAUACUCCUCCUUUUUAAUAGCGUGGUUCUAGCUGCAAACUUUGAACCCAUUACAUUUCCAUCCAUAGAUUAUCCUGAAUUAGGAAAUCAACUAGGAAUAUUUGGUUCUUAUAAUGCCAUCUCAUUCUAUUCAUUCAUCAAUGCAUCUUCAUUUUUAACCCAAUCAUCAUCACCAUCAUCAAAUAAUAACUUGUUCUUAAGAGACACCACUAAUAAUAAUAAUAUCCAAUUAGCCAACUUAAAUGGCCAAAUAAAUCAAAUCUUAUCAUUAUCCCAAGAUACAAUCAUCCUUAAUGGUAAUUUCACAUCAUUCAAUAAUCAAAAUGUUUCAAGUCCAAUCAUUUACAACAUCACCUCAAAUUCAAUCGAAAAUAUAAUCUCUCCAUCAUCAUCAUCAUUAAAAAAGAGAGAUAUUCCUUCCUUCUCAAAUGGUACCGUUAAUACCAUGUAUGUAGAUAAUGAUUUAAUCUACUUGGGUGGGGAUUUUGAAUUCAAUGGUACUUAUGGUGCCGCCAUUUAUAAUCAAACUUCAAAACAAGUUUCUUCCUUACCUUUUCAAGGUUUUGGUCAACAUGCUAUAGUAAAUGCUAUAACUAAAGUAUUUUCAGGUAAUGAUCAAGAUGAUCAAGGUUCAAUCAUAUUCGGAGGUAAUUUUAAUACCUUAGGUUUACUGAAUCUUCUUAUUCAUAAUAUAACUACCAAUACUUCUCAACCUUCAUUCAAUGAAUCUCAAAAUGCAUCAUUAAUAAUGGCUGAACAAUUGAUUUCUUUAAAACAUGGGAUUUUCACCAAUGUUAAUGGAGCUCCAAAUCAAGAUGGUUCUUCAAUUAUUUGUCCAUCCAAUAAUCCAAGUUGGACUUUAAAUCCAGAUUCAGGUGGUCAAUGGUUAGUUGAACUUCCCGAUGAAAUGAAAGGUAUAACUCCAACUAAAGCAAGAUUAUAUAUUCCUCCUAGUGAUGAUGGAAUUCAAUUAUUCAGGAUUUAUUCUUAUCCAAAUAAUGGUAUUAUGAAUCUUACUUAUAUUGAUCCUUCAACUAAUCAAAUUGCAUUUUGUGAUGCUUGGUGUCCAUUACUUCAAUCAUCAGAAUUAAUUGAUUAUGCAAAUGCCAAUAAACAAAUCAAUACUACUAAUCAAACUGAUUCUCUUGGUUUUAUUGAUGAAAAUGGUUCAUUCAGUAUGUAUUAUGAUCCAACUACCAAAACUAAAACUUUAGGUUAUGGUGCUGGAUUUCAAGAAUUUGCUUUUGUUAAUGAAGUUGGUAUUAAUCAAAUUGGAGUUACCGCUACUGCAUGGUAUGGUUCAGAAGCUUUAUUUGGAGGAUUUGAAUUAUAUCAAAAUGCUAUUUAUGUUUAUGGUAAUGAUACUUUAAAUGAACCAAAUUGUGCUAAAGAUACUGAUACCAGUAGUUUUUCUGUUGUGAAUGCUGGUAAUUUUGAAUCUAUUAGAGCUUUGGAUGCCGCAGUUACUGUAACUGAUUAUUUAGUGGCACAAGGUACAGAUUCCAUGAUUACACUUUAUCCAAAUAUAUCAUAUUCAGGUAAUUAUUCUAUCAUCAUGACUACUCCAGGUUGUACUUAUGAUAAUUCAUGUGCUCAAAGAUCAAUUGUUAAUGUUACAGUAUUAGAUACUGAAGAUAAUGUUUUAACCACUAGUUUAAUCUUUCAAAAUAAUAAUAAUGAUAAAUUUGAUUAUUUAUUCUAUGGUCAUUUGAAUGGUACUUCAGAAUCAUCUGAUGGUGGACAAAAUAGAAUUGAAAUUUCAUUUCAUGAUACUAUUAUUGAAGGUACUUCAAAUCCAUGGGUGGUGGUUGAUAAAAUCGUGGCUGAUAUUGUUACCUUGGAUAAAUAUUUCGAUAUGAAUCUGACCAAUUCAACUUCUCAGAAUUAUUCCAUGUCACAUGAAUUAACUUAUCUUAAUUUGAAUGGAUUAUUUGAAUAUUCCCUUGCAAACUUUACAAAUUUUGAUGAAAGUUUAGUAUCAUCCUUAGGAAGUAAUAAUCAAACCAUCAUUAGUCUCAAUAAUACUUUUGUGGGUAAUUCUACUAUCAAUGUUUUAAGUUCUCAAUUAUCAGAUAAUUCAACUAUCAAUCAAUUCACUUUAAGUAAUUCAUCCAAUGCUGAAAGUUUAUUAUUAUUAGGAGAUUUCACAUCUAAUUCUCAUAAUUUAACCUUAAGUAAUUCAAACGUCAUAAAUCUUUCACUUGGUACUUAUAACACAACCGCAAAUGAAACAAAUGUAUCGUUGAUAAGUAGAAGUUUGUCAAAGAGAGAUGAUCUGUCAUCUAAUACAAUUUUUGGGGGAUUGUUUAAUAAUUCAAUUUCUAAAUUGGUUAAUUUUGAAAAUGGAAUCAUAUUAUUAGGUCAAUUUAACUUGGUAGGAUCUAAUUCUUCAGUAAAAUUAAAUGAUUUAUCAAAUAAUAAUAGUUCAACUACAUCCAUCAAUAAUUUCGCCUAUUAUUCAAAUAAUCAAUUCUUUGGGUUUGGUAAUCAAUUCAUAGAUCAAGAUUUUGAUCAAUUUUCAAAUUUAACUAUUAAUAAUGCUCAAUAUUUUAUCUUUUCAUCAUCCCAAAAUUCAAGUUUAUUUAAAACUUGGGAUAAUACUCAAUAUCAAUGGGUUAAUAAUUCGAAUUAUCAAUUGAAUAUUAAUCAAGCUAUUAAUGUCAAUCCAACUCAACAAAUCUUAGGUGGGGAAUCAUUUAAUAUUAUGGAUUGGUAUAAUGUUGAUCAAUCAUAUACCAAUAAUAGUGCUAAUUUCAGUUCCUAUAAUCUUGAUAUCAGUGGUGAAUCAUAUGAAAUUUCAGAAUCAUUUUACGUUAACAGUUCACUUAGUGUAAUUGGAGGUAAAUUCCUGACUCUGGGAGUUACAAAUAUUGCGUUCAUUAAUAAUUCAGCUACAAAUUCAUCUAUAUUAUCCGUAUUAGGUGGUGAUAUUACUUGGGGUAAUGAAACUGAAAUUGAAACACUUUAUGUCGAUAAUAGUGAUCAAUACUUAUUUAUCGGUACGAAUGGUCCGGUUGAAAUUAAUAACUCGAACGUUACCGGUGUAGCAAUCUAUGAUUUACAAAAUAAUACUUUCACAAGUUUCCAACCUGCUCAAUUAUCAAAUGAGGAUGGAUCAACUAUCGAAGUUAAUGCUAUUGCGUUAUAUGAUCAAGGUUCAAAACUUUUAGUGGGUGGAAAAUUCACUCAAGCUGGUUCGUUAAAUUGUGCCGGAUUAUGUGUUUACGAUUUAGUUAACACGAGAUGGCUUAAUCCUCAAAGUGAUAUUAGUAAUACCACUGUUUCUGGUACUGUUAGUGAUAUUAAAUUCGUUCAAUCAAAUGAAGUUUUAAUUAGUGGGAACUUAACUGUCAAUAAUAUGAAUGUUAAUUUCAUUACUUAUGAUUUUGUUAAUACUAUUUUCAAUACUAAAGCUUCCUUAAAUCAAUUAGGUUCAAAUAAAGUGAUUAAGAAAUUCAUCUUGAAUGAUUAUGAUAAUACCAACUUGAAUGGAAGAUUAGUUGCUUAUGGAGAUGAUUUCAUCUCUGGAUUUGAUGGCUCAAAUUGGUAUUCAAUCGAUGAUGAAAUUGAAUAUGAUAAUAUUACUACCUUCAAUGAUUUAAAAUUAUUUGAUUUAUCUCAAAAGACAAAUUAUAAUCAAACUUUAUUUGAUAAUGAUAUGAUCUUAGCUCUUGCUGGUACGUUCACUCUUACAAAUUAUGGUACUGUUAAUCUUGCUUUAUUUAACGGUACAGAUUGGAUUCCAUUUGCAUUCACUUCAAAUUCCACAAAUCAAAUCGGUAGUAUCAAAUCCUUACUAAUCAAUGAUUCAUAUCGAUUCCAAUCAUCUGAUGAUAUCACCAAUUCAUCAAAACAUUUAUCAGCUGGUAAAGUAGUUGGUAUUUCCAUGGCAUGUGCCUUAGGUUCAACUUCAUUAAUGGGUCUAUUAUAUAUCAUUCCAUUCUACGCAUUGUUCAGAAAGAGACAAGGAAUUGAUAAUACAGAACGUAUUCAUGAAAAUGAUAUGAUUGAUGCUGUCAAUCCUCAACAUUUAUUACAUGAAAUGGAUCUUCAAAGAAAUACUUAAAAUUAAUUAAUGCAUUCUAUUUACUUCUUCUUAGCUAGAUUUUUA
This is a messenger RNA of Scheffersomyces coipomensis, 4419 nucleotides long. It is a transcript of the gene RAX2, whose product is annotated as Rax2p. The transcript has a single exon. Gene Ontology annotation, cellular component: cellular bud neck; plasma membrane of growing cell tip; cellular bud scar. Lineage: Eukaryota; Fungi; Ascomycota; Pichiomycetes; Serinales; Debaryomycetaceae. The record is from RefSeq and is a predicted model, not a curated record. Gene Ontology annotation, biological process: cellular bud site selection. The coding region runs from base 265 to 4374 and encodes 1369 amino acids.